Chanos chanos (milkfish) is the source of this 1210-nucleotide messenger RNA. RefSeq names its product mitochondrial fission factor a (gene mffa). NCBI's taxonomy places the organism in Eukaryota, Metazoa, Chordata, Actinopteri, Gonorynchiformes, Chanidae. Gene Ontology annotation, cellular component: peroxisome; mitochondrial outer membrane. Gene Ontology annotation, biological process: positive regulation of mitochondrial fission. Bases 114 to 1046 code for a protein of 310 amino acids. The record is from RefSeq and is a predicted model, not a curated record. The transcript is spliced from 9 exons.
CAGAGCACAGUCAAUACCCAGGUAUGUGUCUCCACCUGUAAUUCAGCCGCCUAUUUGGGUUUUCAACCUCACAUUCCCUUAAAUUCUACUAGUUUGUACACGGCAAUUCGUCGAUGGACUCGACCUUGUCCAAGAUGAACGGCGCUGCUUUCCCCUCACCCACCGCAGACAUAGCUGAAAUUAACCGCAUUCAUUAUGAACUAGAAUACACGGAAGGCAUCAGCCAGCGAAUGCGCGUUCCUGAGAUGCUGAAAGUGGCUCCGUAUCCUGAGGAGCAGGACGGAGGCAUGCAGGAGACACUACACAGUGCAAUGAUGCAGGUGCCAGAGAGGAUCGUAAUAGCAGGAGAUAGUGAUGAUAUCCAGUUCUCCAGACCAAGAGAUCUGGACCUGAUCCAAUCCACUCCAUUAGAGAGCUUGGCCCUGAAGACACCUCCCAGGGUACUCACGCUCAACGAACGGCCCCUGGACUUUAUGGAAAUGGAACAGCCCAGUGUGUCAGGCCAACCCAGUGAAGAAGUGCGCCCUCAGGGACGAUUGCGGAGAGAACGCUCGGCGAGUGAGAACAUAGGGGCCCGACACAACGGGCAGCUCUCCAGAAACGACUCCCUGGGCGUAACCCCAUCCCCCCCUGCCCCCCUGCGUGCCUGUGCCCCUCUCCCUGCUCCCGAGGACGGGCAGACCCUGUACAGCGCUCGUGGCGUCCUCUCCUUCAUCCAGUCCACCACGCGCCGGGCCUACCAGCAGGUCCUGGAGGUCCUGGAUGAGAACCAACGCAGCAAGCCGUCUCUGAGAGGAGGUUCCUCUUUAAAUCCUCAACAUGACAACAGACAUGCUCUGGUCCCUCUGGACACAACUCUUGAGGGAGGUUCUGACGACAUGGCCAUUGUGGAUGCUACAGCUCUGCGCAGACAGAUCAUCAAGCUGAAUCGUCGUUUGCAGCUAUUGGAAGAGGAGAAUAAGGAACGAGCCAAACGGGAGUUAAUUAUGUAUUCUGUUACCGUGGCGUUCUGGCUUAUCAACAGCUGGAUUUGGUUCCGUCGCUAGAACAACACCGGCUCCGCCCAGUGGGUGGAGCAUAAACGAUAACUCCACCCCUCUGUUCUAGUGUUAAAUAUCAGCCAAAUUUGUUAUCUGCACUCUAUUCCCAGUGCUGAAGAGACUUGACUCUGUACUUCAAGACUUGAAAGCAAUGGGAUAUUUAUGUCUUG